AGCUGGGCACAGCCAGGGGCAGCGCGAGGGGGAGGCGGCCCGGAGAGGUCCCGACAUAAUGUGAUGCAGGAAGAGAGCGCAAAUGCUAUGGAAUGUGAGCAGCUGCCAGCAGAGACACUGCGACAAGUGACCAUUCACCGAGACCCUAUAUAUGGCUUUGGCUUCGUGGCUGGCAGUGAGAGGCCUGUGGUGGUGCGAUCUGUGAGGCCAGGAGGCCCCUCUGAGGACAAGCUCCUGGCUGGCGACCGGAUUGUGGCUAUUAAUGAGGAGGACGUGAGUGAAGCCCCCAGGAAGAAGUUCAUAGAACUCAUCAGGAGCUCUAAGGAAUCCAUCGUUCUUACAGUUCUGCACACUCAUCAGUCUCCCAAAUCUGCCUUCAUCAGUGCUGCGAAGAAGGCCAAGCUGAGAUCCAAUCCUGUGAAGGUUCGAUUUUCCGAGCACGUGAAAGUUGGAGAAACAGAUGCAAAAAUGAUGAAGAAAGAAGCUCUUCUCCUCAUCCCCAAUGUCCUGAAGGUUUUUUUAGAAAACGGGCAGAUCAAGUCGUUCACAUUUGAUGGCCGGACCACUGUUAAGGAUGUGAUGAUGACAUUACAAGACCGUCUUUCCCUGAGAUACAUUGAGCACUUUGCUCUUGUCCUUGAGUAUGCUGGGCCAGAACAGAGCCACAAAUUCCUGCUUCUCCAGGACAAGCAACCCCUGGCUUAUGUGGUGCAGCGGACACACUAUCAAGGAAUGAAAUGCCUCUUCCGAAUAAGUUUCUUUCCCAAAGACCCAGUGGAGCUGCUACGUCGGGAUCCCGCUGCUUUCGAGUACCUGUACAUCCAGAGUCGGAAUGAUGUUAUCCGAGAACGCUUCGGAAUGGACCCCAAGCCGGAGAUGCUUUUGGGCCUUGCUGCCCUUCACAUCUAUAUCACUGUCUCAGCCACUCGACCUAGUCAGAAGAUUUCGCUCAAGAAUGUAGAGAAGGAGUGGGGCCUGGAACCCUUUCUUCCCCCCUCCCUCCUGCAGGGCAUCAAAGAGAAGAACCUCCGAAAAUCUCUCUCUCAGCAACUUAAGGCCCACCAAACACAUCCUUCCAGCAGCACCAAGGGCUCUGCAAUUCAGGCAAAGCUCCAGUAUCUUCGAAUUCUGAAUGAACUUCCAACCUUCACUGGCGUUUUGUUCAACACUGUGGGCCUGGACGAGAAGCAGUCAGCCACCACUCUCCUGGUGGGACCCCGUCAUGGUAUCAGCCAUGUUAUUGACCUCAAAACCAACCUUACCACUGUGCUGUCCGAGUUCAGCAAGAUCAGCAAGAUCCAGCUGUUCCGGGAGAACCAGGGCGUGGCACGGGUGGAGACCAGCAUCAUGGAUGCCAAGCCUCUGGUUCUGUUGAUGGAGUGGCCUGAAGCCACCAACUUUGCCUGCCUGAUUGCGGGGUACUGCCGCCUUCUGCUGGAUUCCAGGAAGAUGGUCUUCUCCAGGCCCACCAGCCAGCCUCUUCCACCUCCAAUGAUCAAGGCAGAUUACAUGCACAGCGCCCACCGCCCUGUCACUGGGGGCCACCUGGGGAAAAAGGAGAGUAGUUAUGUGGGCGGCGUGGGCACCAGCCCCAGGAAGUCGAGCCGCUGCACGCCCCCGCCUGCCGACUCUGAGCUUGUCAGCUUUUGCUACCUCCACAUGCGGGAACAAAGGAAGGAGCAAGAAAGCCGGACAGAUGUCAAUGAGAAUUUAAUCUUCUUUGAGGAGACCAGGCCCCGGACCAAGUCUGACCCCACAUCCAAAAGCUCUGGCCAAGGUUACGAUAUGGUCCCUGAUGACUUUGACGUAGCCAGCCUAGACCACGAGCCUUGUGCCAGCAGGGCCCGGUCCUAUACCCUGGACAAUUCUCUUGGCGCUGAAGCCCUGAAUUUCUACUGUGACUCUUGCAAAGCCAAACUCCAGGAUCAGCUGGGUCCUCGCAAAGGUGGGAGGUCUGGAUCCUCUCGUGACAACAUAGUAGACUUGAUGUCCCUCCCACCCCCUGGGAGUGAAGAGGAGGAGGAGGAGGAAGAUGAGAGCACUUCACUGUUGCCUGCCAUUGCUGCCCCACCUCCUGGUUUCCGAGACAACAGUUCUGAUGAGGAUGACCCCAAGCGCCGGGCUGUCCAAAGCCAGGAGCAAGGACGUCACCUGCGUGGGCUCCUGUACGAUGAGAUUCCAGUGACAUUGAUUGACAGUGUGCAGACCCGGACAGUCCGAGAUCAUGCCCAGGAGCUAGAUGAUGCCCUGGUGUCCACUCUGCAGGCUCUGGAAGCCCUGGCAGCCUCAGAGGAUGGACCACACCCCCCACCCCCACAGACUGCAGGUCUGAUUGUGCUGGCCACAAUCACCCCCGAAUCAUCGCUGGACUCAGGCCAUGAAACCAACUCUUCAGAGCUCACAGACAUGUCGGAGAUGAUGUCUGCCAUGAAGCAGCACCAAAACACCACCUACUUCUUGGCCCAGCACCUCAAUAAGGACAGUCUCCUGGCCCGCAAGGACCUGCCCUUUCGGAUCCAGAGCUGUGCAGCCCAGGCCGUUCUCACAGCCCCUUACUCUCUUGGGCGCCCGGAUCCCAACCCAUCCCUCCAUCCAGCUGUCCCAGGCCAGAGUCCUGGUCCCCCUGGCACUCGCAGGAAGCUGCCCCAGUCAGAGGCCCAGCCACAGCGAGAGCGAACAUAUGCCCUGGCAGUGCACCCAGCACUGUCCCCACAGCUUAAUGAGCAGAAGAGUCUGAGCCUGCUGUCCCCAGUUCCUGAGAACAAAGGGCCUGGCCACACUAGGGCAAGUCUAGAGAUGUCACUGAGGGCGGCCACAGCAUCCCUCAGUGAAGAGCAGGUCUCUGAGCUAAGGGAGAACCUGCCAAAGGAAGUCAGGUUGAGCCCCAAGCUUAUCCUGGACCCAAAGGGCAGUGUAACCCCAGCUAUCAUCUCGACCACCCUACCGCAGGUGGUUCACACCAAGAGUCUACCCACCCCUGGUGGGGCUUUGGGGAACCCCCCGAGCAGUGGGGAGAGAAGGCUGGAGGCCAGCCUGGGGAGGCCGGAAGUCAGCAUGAUGAAUGGCAGUGCCAGUAAGAAUCUGAAGUUCAAAAUGAGCCCCAGUGCUCCAGAGACCUCACGGAAUUCCCAGCAUCAGCUGAGCCCAGAGGUCUCUUCCAGCUCCAGAGCACCCACAGGCAGCCGGGCUGACAGCCUGCAUCUCUCCCCACAAGGGGACAGGCUGCCUGUUCAAAGUUUCCCUCCCAAAAGCUAUCUUUUGCGAGCGAGUCGAGAGUCAGUGAGCAAGCAGGCUACAGGGGAGGUGGCAGGCAAGGGUGGGCCAGAGGGUGCUAAGCCUUCCCUGCACAAGCAGGGCACUGUCUCUGGCCAGGGAGAAAAGGGACAGCUGGAGAGCACGCCCCAAAGCAGCAAGCUCGAGGAGAGCAGCCUGGUUCCCCGGGCUGCCUACCCCAUGGCUCUGCAGAGCCCCAGUUGCCACUCUCGAGGACACAGCCCCAGCUGCCAGCUGCGAGGCCAGAGCCCCAGCUGCCAUCCUCAAGGCCAGAGCCCACUGAGGUCCCAAGUUGCCGGCCGGCAGGUGAGCACCAUGCCCUCUAGGAAGCUUGAAACAACCCUGGAUGGAGCCCACCCGACCUCUGAAGGCCCCACAAAGCCCAAAUCAUCUCGAGGUCCUUUCCGACUACGCAAUUUAUUCUCUGCCACCUUCCCAACCCGCCAGAAGAAGGAGACUGAUGAACGGCAGGCCCAGCUGCAGAAGGUAAAGCAGUAUGAGUUGGAGUUCCUCGAGGAACUUCUAAAGCCACCAAACCAGGGGGAGCUGCCGGGCACUGAGUACCUGCAACCCCCAGCACCAGGACGCUGCAGCUGUCAGCUACGCAGCAGCCCCGUGCAACAGGGGCCUGGCAUGUCCCGCGAGCAGAGGCGCAGCUGCGAUUGUAAGCGCAUCUGCCGGGGGGGCCGGCCACAGGCCCCCCAGACACCAGUGCAUGGCCUACAGGGGAGGGAGAGGGACAGGAUCCCCCCUACCCAGAGGCAGCCUGAAGCUGGCCCAGACUUGAGCCUCAGCAGUCCCACCAAUGUCCGACGCAUCCGCUCCACCAGCCUGGAAUCCCGAGAGUGCCGAUCGGACCCUGAGAGUGGUGUUUCGUGCCUGACCACGUGUGCCUCGGGGGGCGAGUGUCUGGGAGCUCCCAACUACAGGAAACUGAUGCGCCGCUACAGUAUCAGUGAGCUGGACCAAGGUGACAGGGCCUCGCUGACCUCAGACGUCUAUCCACAUCCACCCUUAGGCAUGCUGCCCAGGGAGGCCAAGGAGGUAGAGGCAGGCCUCCCCCUAGUCUUGGGUCCCAAAAGCAAGCCGCUGGAGUCCCCAACCCUGGGAGACCCCUCAUAUGUCCAGGUUGCCUCUGAGACCAAAGGCCCCAGGCAGAUGGCCAUGUUCUCAUUGCCAGAAGAAGUGUACCGGAAGCCUGCUGAGCUGGACGAGGACAGUGAGAGCAGCAGCAAGUGCUGCUCCAUCCGCUACUGCUUCUACUACCGCAAGUGCGACAUGGCGGAUGACACCAGUGAUGGCAAAGAUGAGCUCUCCUACUCCAUCCCCAUGAAGAUUCUGCCAGGCAUGAAGCUGGAUGAGCAGGUGGUACCUGUAGUGAGUAGGACCCUGCAGGUGCUGGAUGCUGCCACCUGCAACAGCAGCAGCCCUGAGGCCUCCCGCACCCAGGAGAUUGACCUGCGGGUGUCCACCUUCGAGGGGAGCCUGGCCAAGAUCAAUGCCCUGCGGGCCCACGCCUAUGGCCUGCCUGACGGCUUCCUGGCUGCCCGGCUGGACACCAAUGAGCUGCUGACAGUCCUGCGGCAGUGUGUAGCCAGCCCUGAGGCCCGUGCCCCCAAGCCCUACGUCUCCCAGAUCUCUGAGUACAAGCUUGAGCUGGCUCUCAAGUUCAAGGAGCUCCGGGCCUCCUGUCGCCGUGUGGCUAACGUGGACAAGAGCCCAACUCACAUGCUGGCAGCCAUCACGGGCAGCUUCCAGGUGCUGAGCAGCCUCAUUGAGACCUUCGUGCGGCUGGUGUUCAUCGUGCGUUCAGAGGCCCAACGCCAAGAGCUGCUGGCCAAGGUAGAAGAGGUGGUGAGGAACUACACCUUCCUGCUGCGUGCUGCUGAGGAGUCCACAGCCCGGAACCUUAACCAGCAGCAGCAGCUGCAGCAGCAGCAGCAGCAACAGCAGCAGCAGCAGCAGCAGCAGCAGCAGCAGCAGCAGGUGGCAGCAGCUAUAGGGGUAGCCCUGGAACACCCACCAGGCUCCCCAACUUCGGCGACUGUUAUGAGCACAUUCACCCGCUCCUUAAAAACCCUUAUUAAGUAGGGCAUCUGCCCAGGCCUCCCCCUUCCCCUUCCUAGGCCCCAGGUUUGAGAUUUGCGGUCCUUAUAUCCUGUGGUGAGUGUAUGUCUCUGCUGGGCCAGUCAGGGUCCAAGAGCCUUCAGUCUCCAGGGAGCGAAGACUCCCUGCAUUGAGGCUGUCCCUGAGGACUCGGGACCACUGCAGCCCUGGGUGUCCUCACCUCUUCCCUGGCCUUUAGGUGCCACUGUGAGGGCCCAGGCUCCACCUCACUACGCCGGCCACAGAGCUGUAUUUUAUCUCUUCUCUAGGGCUGAGAGGUGACAUCAGGCACACUUCCUGCUCCAUUUUUGGGGACAGGGAAGCCAGGGCCUAAAGCAGGCAGGCCCAAGGGCCCUGAGCUCCUCUUGGCAUCUGUUCCCCUCCAGGGAGCAGUGGCAGUAGCAGCAGGCCACAGUGCUAAGUGGAGGGGAGAGGGCACUCAGCCCAGAUGUGCCCACCCACCCUGGGCUCACAUUCACUUGGCAAAGCCACCCCAGAGGGCCCGUGCCCAGGUGGUAAUCCUGCAGAAAACAGCCACACGGGGCUGUUUGCAGCCGGCCCAACAGGCUGGCAGCCUCUGGAGCCCUCGCCCCCAGGCCUAGUAGCUCCACACCAGCCAUCCCCAAAGUGCCCUGCCCCUCAGUGACGGGCAGGGCAGCUCAGUCCACUAGGGAGCAAGUAUCUGGGACCACCCCACUCGUUUUGGAUAAGGUACCUGGUGGAAAUGUCUGCCCUGGGGAGACCCAGAGCAGGCCUUGGAGCCUGCCUGGCCCAGCCCAGCGUAGUGCACGGGCUGUGGCUACAGGUGUGCAGCUCCUCUCUCAACAUCUCUCUACCAGACAGACUGUCCUUAGGAGUUCGACUUAGCUAUG
This is a messenger RNA of Rhinolophus ferrumequinum (greater horseshoe bat), 6251 nucleotides long. RefSeq names its product FERM and PDZ domain containing 3 (gene FRMPD3). Gene Ontology annotation, biological process: signal transduction. The transcript has 15 exons. The record is from RefSeq and is a predicted model, not a curated record. Lineage: Eukaryota; Metazoa; Chordata; Mammalia; Chiroptera; Rhinolophidae. The coding region runs from base 64 to 5364 and encodes 1766 amino acids. Gene Ontology annotation, cellular component: cytoskeleton. Gene Ontology annotation, molecular function: protein binding.